GUCAUCAUCUCCUUCCCUUCUUCUUCUCUCUCUCUCUCUCUCUCUCUCUCUCUAUCAGUAGAAUCUCGCUCGCCAAGGAAAGAAAAAAAAAAAAAGACAAACACUUUCUUAAAACUGACCAUUUCAAUUUCAAUUCUUUUUUUAUUUUUUUGAUUUUUUUUAAGAGGUGGGACAUUUGACUACUGCUCUUUGUUCCUUUCUCUGCAUUUCUCAAAUAACCAGGUUGUGAAGAUAGCUUGCUUACUGAGCUGUAAAAGUUUACAGAAUUCAGAAUGGAAGAGGAGACUGCUGUUCAGCUUCUACAGAGAUACAGGCGCGACAGGCGCAUACUUGUGGAUUUUAUACUUUCUGGUAGCUUAAUUAAGAAAGUUGUAAUGCCUCCUGGUGCUGUUACACUAGAUGAUGUGGAUCUAGACCAAGUCAGUGUAGAUUACGUCCUUAAUUGUGCUAAAAAAGGUGGAAUGCUUGAGCUUUCCGAUGCAAUAAGAGAUUACCAUGAUAACACUGACUUGCCCCACAUGAAUAAUGGCAGUUCUGCUGCUGAAUUUUUCUUGGUUACAAAUCCUGAUUCUUCAGGAUCACCUCCAAAAAGGGCCCCACCACCUAUUCCUGUUUCUACACCGGCCCCUGUGCAUACUCCUCCAAUAAUUGUAUCAUCCCCUGUAGCAUCAUUUUCAAGCAUAGGAAAAUCAGAAUCCUUCAACUCCACUGAAGUUCGAGAGCUGACUGUGGAUGACAUUGAAGAUUUUGAGGAUGACGAAGAUGAACUUGAGGAAGUUGAAAGUGUCAGGAUUUCAAGGCGCAAUACAACUGGAGCUGCUGAUCUUAUUCCCAAAUUGCCUGCUUUUGCAACAGGUAUUACAGAUGAUGACCUCCGUGAAACUGCAUAUGAAGUCCUCUUGGUAUGUGCUGGUGCAGCAGGGGGCCUAAUAGUCCCAUCAAAGGAGAAAAAGAAAGACAAAAGGUCCAAGUUGAUGAGGAAGCUUGGACGUAGUAAAAGUGAGAAUGUUGUCCAGUCUGAUCGUGCUCCGGGAUUGAAUGGCUUGUUAGAGAUCAUGCGUGCUCAGAUGGAGAUAUCUGAGGCAAUGGAUGUUAGAACAAGAAAAGGGCUGCUAAAUGCUCUUGCUGGUAAAGUGGGGAAAAGAAUGGAUACUCUGCUGAUUCCUUUGGAACUGUUAUGCUGUAUUUCACGGACAGAAUUUUCUGACAAGAAAGCAUAUAUACGGUGGCAGAAAAGGCAGUUAUUCAUACUGGAGGAGGGGCUUAUCAAUCACCCAGUUGUUGGGUUUGGUGAAUCUGGGCGUAAGGCAAGUGACUUGAGGAUUCUUUUGGCAAAAAUUGAGGAAUCUGAGUUUCGUCCAUCUUCUGAGGGGGAAGUCCUACGAACAGAAUGCUUGCGGUCUCUCAGAGAGGUUGCUGUUCCACUUGCUGAGAGACCAGCUCGGGGUGACUUAACUGGUGAAGUAUGCCACUGGGCAGAUGGUUAUCACCUUAAUGUUAAAUUAUAUGAGAAGCUCCUACUCAGUGUAUUUGACAUCUUAGAUGAGGGGAAGCUGACAGAGGAAGUGGAAGAAAUACUUGAGCUCUUAAAGUCAACCUGGCGUGUUCUAGGACUUACAGAGACUAUCCAUUAUGCAUGCUAUGCAUGGGUAUUAUUUCGUCAGUAUAUUAUCACACAAGAGCACAGUCUCUUGCAGCAUGCCAUUCAACAGCUAAAGAAGAUACCAUUGAAGGAACAACGGGGCCCACAAGAGAGGUUGCACCUGAAAAGUUUGUGUUCCAGAGUUGAGGGCGAAGAUUUAUCUUUCUUGCAGUCCUUUUUGUCACCAAUUCAGAAAUGGGCUGAUAAGCAGCUAGCGGAUUACCAUAAGAAUUUUGCUGAGGAAUCUGCAACUAUGGAGGAUGUAGUAUUAGUUGCGAUGGUUACUCGGAGACUACUUUUGGAAGAAUCUGAUCAGGGAUCUCUCACAGACCGGGAUCAGAUUGAGUCAUACAUAUCAACUUCCAUUAAGAACGCAGUUACAAGAACUUUGCAGGCUGUUGAAAGAUUAGACACAAGGCAUGAGCAUUCUCUGGCAUUGCUUGCAGAAGAGACCAAGAAGCUUCUGAGAAAAGAAUCAACCAUAUUCACACCAAUCUUGUCUCGGAGACAUCCACAAGCAAUCAUUUUUUCAGCAUCACUUCUUCAUAGGCUCUACGGGAUGAAGUUGAAACCAUUUCUUGAUGGUGCUGAACAUCUCACUGAGGAUGUUGUAUCAGUGUUUCCGGCCGCUGAUAGCCUUGAGCAGUAUAUAAUGUCACUUAUUGCUUCUGGAGAGGGGAAUGCGGAAGUCAAUUUCAGGAAACUAACUCCAUAUCAAGUUGAAUCUAUUUCUGGAACGCUGGUUAUGCGAUGGGUCAAUUCACAGCUUGGAAGAAUUUUAGGUUGGGUUGAGCGGGCCAUCCAACAAGAGAGAUGGGAGCCUAUAUCUCCACAACAGCGGCAUGGGAGUUCAAUUGUUGAAGUAUAUAGGAUCGUGGAAGAGACAGUUGAUCAAUUUUUUGCUCUAAAAGUUCCAAUGAGGCCUUCAGAAUUGAAUGGCCUUUUUCGGGGUAUUGAUAAUGCAUUUCAAGUGUAUUCAAAUCAUGUCAUUGAGAAGUUGGCAACCAAGGACGAUUUGAUUCCACCUCUUCCUAUUCUCACAAGAUACAGGAAGGAAGCUGGAAUAAAAGCUUUUGUAAAGAAGGAACUAUUUGACUCUAGGCUGCCUGAAGAGACAAAAUCGAGUGAAAUCACUGUCCAGGCUACUCCUAUUCUUUGUGUUCAGUUGAAUACACUAUAUUAUGCAAUUAGUCAACUGAAUAAGUUGGAAGAUAGCAUUUCGGAGCGAUGGACAAAGAAAAAACCCCGUGAACAAUUUAUCAGGAAAUCUAUGGAUGAGAAGUCCACAAGUUUUAAGCAGAAAGGCACUUUUGAUGGGAGUAGAAAAGAUAUAAAUUCUGCUAUUGAUCGUAUCUGUGAGUUCACUGGAACUAAAAUAAUCUUUUGGGAUUUGAGGGAGCCGUUCAUUGAACAUCUAUAUAAGCCCAAUGUUACACACUCUAGGCUGGAAGCACUGAUUGAACCACUUGAUACAGAACUAAAUCAGCUCUGUAGUGUUAUUGUGGAACCACUCAGGGAUCGUAUUGUGACGAGUCUCCUUCAAGCUUCUGUGGAUGGGUUACUCCGUGUAAUAUUAGAUGGAGGACCAUCUCGAGUUUUCUCUCCAGCUGAUGCAAAACUAUUGGAAGAAGAUCUGGAAAUUUUGAAGGAAUUUUUUAUUUCUGGAGGAGACGGGCUUCCUAGAGGAGUAGUUGAGAACCAUAUAGCACGAGUUCGUCAUGUAAUUAAGUUGCAUUCCUAUGAGACUCGAGAAUUGAUUGAUGACCUGAAAUCUGCGAGUGGGCUGGAAAGGCAGGGCGGUGGAGGCAAAUUAGGUGCUGAUACUCAGACUUUAUUGAGAAUAUUAUGUCAUCGGAGCGACUCGGAGUCGUCCCAGUUCCUCAAGAAACAGUUUAAAAUACCUAAAUCUUCAGUAUAAUGGACUGCCUGAUUAUACUUGGGAGUUGCAGAGAAUGUAGGAAAGAGUCAACUGUGCAUUUGUAGCAAUUCAACCUCUGUCCAUAUUAUAUCAAUUAUAUUCUUCUCCAUUUCCAUUUCCCUCAACCCCUAUACCCUCAAUCCUUCUCUUAGGAAACUUUUUGUAUAUUUCUGUUUAAAAUUUCUCCAUGCAGUUGAACAGGUUUUUGUAAUUUACAUGCAUGCUCUUUCCUGUCACUGUUUCAGCGACAACCAGAUUCUUUUAUUAGAAAACCUGAACUUGACGGCGAAGUAGAUUUUGGCUGUAUUUUCCGAACACCUUUUUGAGAAAAGAAUGUAAAAGUUUCUUUCUUUA
Molecule: messenger RNA, 3914 nt
Organism: Ricinus communis (castor bean)
Lineage: Eukaryota; Viridiplantae; Streptophyta; Magnoliopsida; Malpighiales; Euphorbiaceae
Product: protein unc-13 homolog
Exons: 27
Coding region: 273-3560 (1095 amino acids)
Source: RefSeq, a predicted model, not a curated record